GUUAUCGUGGAGACUAUGGAAGUCAUUUAAUCAUAUGUUUUCCUUGCUGGGAAAUCGACCGAAUCACUGAGUGAUCCGCUGCAAAAUAGAAAUUGAUCUAUCGUGCAUAAAUUGCGCGGCGCUCUUCCGACUCGGGCAGUUUCUUCGUAUCUCUGGGUUCGCGCGAGUGUCACGUUAAUAGUUCGUUAGAAAUCAGUACUUUCAACGUUCGAAACGAAGACACCAUGGCUCAAAGAAUGAUCUGUAUUGAGGACUUUGAGAAAUAUGCUAGCACGCAUUUAACACCUUCUGUCAGAGAUUAUUAUAAUUCUGGGGCGGGCGAGCAGUUCAGUUUACAACUAAACAAGGAUGCUUUUAAAAGAUACAGGAUAAGACCAAGAUUUCUGAGAAAUGUUGCCAAGAGGGAUUUAAGCACCAGGAUUCUAGGUGAACAAAUUUCGAUGCCAUUGGGAGUCGCACCAGCAGCUAUGCAACGUAUGGCGCAUCCUGAGGGUGAAUGUGCAAAUGCAAGAGCUGCUCAGGAAGCAGGUACGAUCUACAUACUCUCAACGAUAUCAACAAGUAGUAUUGAGGAAGUCGCAGAAGCUGCGCCAAAGGCAAUAAAGUGGUUCCAACUGUAUAUAUACAAUGACCGUAAUGUUACUCUAAAUUUAGUUUCGCGAGCAGAGCGCGCUGGUUUUAAAGCUCUCGUCCUUACUGUCGAUGCACCGCUGUUCGGUGAUAGACGUGCUGACAUUAGGAACAAAUUUUCUCUUCCAACUCAUCUGAGAUUAGGAAAUUUUGAGGGAGAGUUAUCCAAUAAAAUAAACAAUGCCAAGAGUGGUUCUGGUUUGAGCGAAUACGUUAUGAACUUGUUUGAUGCUUCCUUGACCUGGGAAGACAUCAAAUGGCUAAAAAGUAUUACAAAGCUGCCGAUCGUUUUAAAGGGAGUUCUUACCCCGCAAGAUGCACUAUUAGCCAUCGAAAGUGGAGUAUCAGGAAUCAUCGUUUCAAAUCACGGCGCCCGACAAGUUGACACUCUUCCAGCAACGAUUGAGGCAUUGUCAGAAAUAGCGGAAGCUGUAAACGGCAGAAUAGAGAUCUAUAUGGAUGGAGGUGUGAGGCAGGGAAUUGAUGUUUUCAAGGCACUUGCUCUGGGCGCUAAAAUGGUUUUUGUUGCCCGACCUAUGCUGUGGGGUCUGUCUUACGGCGGUGAGGAAGGUGCAAGGGCAGUUCUUGAAGUCUUCAGGAAAGAAAUUGAUGUUACAUUUGCGUUGACAGGCUGUGCUAGUGUUCAAGACGUUAAGAAAGACAUGGUUCAACACGAAUCUUACUACAGCCAUUUGUAGUAGAAAGAUACGAUGUAAAAUUGAUUUACGAUAGAACCCCAGUUAUCGAAAGUCUGUUUACCGAACUCGAAGAACAAAUUAGUGGAUUUCUAUUGUUCGACUGAUUGCUAUCCGAUACGUCUUGUACCGUAUCGUAGAAAUGGAUUUUUACUGUAAUUAUAAUAAAUUGGUUUAAAGAUCAUGUUGAUUUCGAUGGACGUGACAUUUAAGAUUAUCAUAAGAUUAGACUUAAAGAUAACUUGAGGAACAGUUUAGAUUAUACGAUAUGUUUUAUCACGAGUACAACAGUAAUUUCAAGAAUAUUUUAAAAGCGUUAGGAUAUUAUCACAUUCAUAAUAAUAAAUAUGUUUUAAGUUGAUUGAUUUUUCUUUUAAGUGAACAACGUACAAUACAAGAUAAUAACAAUGUACAAUAAAAGACAAAAAUAUAAAUGUACAUAUAUUAAUGGAAGAAUAACACUGGAAUUUUUUUUCUUCACAAUAUCUGCAUUUUAUUGAAUAUCUCUUGUAUAUUCAUCCGUGUAUACAUAUAUGCGUGUGUGCGGCACGCAUAUCACAAUUCACAAAGCGUACGUACACGCACACGCAUUCAAAGGUGAUCCGCAGCUCCUUUGCAAACGGAACAAGAUUGACUAUUUUGACGUCGAUAUUACAUAUAUAACGCACGAAACAUGCAACAAAGUACUUGCAUCGCUCUCUGUUCAAUUCGCAAAAUACUCUCUUUUUUUUUAUUGCAUCUCUUUCUUUUUCUUAAUCCAUACCACAUCGCAUACCGGGAGAGGCAAAA
Bombus pascuorum is the source of this 2114-nucleotide messenger RNA. It is a transcript of the gene Hao, whose product is annotated as 2-Hydroxyacid oxidase 1. The record is from RefSeq and is a predicted model, not a curated record. Gene Ontology annotation, molecular function: FMN binding; oxidoreductase activity. Lineage: Eukaryota; Metazoa; Arthropoda; Insecta; Hymenoptera; Apidae. The transcript has 9 exons. The coding region runs from base 225 to 1328 and encodes 367 amino acids.